This is a messenger RNA of Coccinella septempunctata (seven-spotted ladybird), 727 nucleotides long. RefSeq lists its product as uncharacterized. Bases 41 to 610 code for a protein of 189 amino acids. The record is from RefSeq and is a predicted model, not a curated record. The transcript has 3 exons. Lineage: Eukaryota; Metazoa; Arthropoda; Insecta; Coleoptera; Coccinellidae.
AGUUGUCAAUGAGUUUCCUUCAUUAAUCUCCGAACUCAUUAUGGAGAAAUUAGAUGAAGAUUUCGGGUGUAGAGAGCAGAAAGACGAUGACAGCGUAAUAUCAGAACGUUGCUGGCAGGAAAACCACCGCGGAGACAGCCGAAAAUGGCUGAUGAGGGACGGACAGAAGAAAAUCCCUCCUCACAGGAUUUAUUCAACAAUGAGAGCUUCUUAUUCACCCCCUGAGGAAGAUGUACAUCAGUACGUCGGAAAAAGGAGGGCCCUUUUCAUCAAGGAAUGCUACGAGAAAUCCUACGAGGAGGCUAUACAAGACAGGAAAAAGCCUCCACCAGUCGAGGAAUAUUGCACGGAAUAUGAUGGAAACUAUCACUCUCCAGGUUUCGAACCUGUACCGGAGGAUGUUCUACAUUCCCAACACGAAGAGCUAUACCAAAAGUAUCCGUUAUACGGCUCGUCAGCGAUGUCGUUUUGGCAACAUAAAUUCGAACGUCGUCGGGACGAGACGCAGCCAGCCAAAUUCACCAGAGUCACUGAUCCGAAGAAUCCGUUCAAGAGAAAUUCGACGUUCUCGACGCCAAUCUCCGAGGCUUUGUGCAGCACCGAAUGGUGAAUUGGACAAUGGAAACAUUUGCAUAUUUGAUGCGAGCCCUUAUAUGCGAUUACCACUCCAUUUUGGACCCCUCAACCGUGUGCAUUUCCCCCACUUUGAAAUAAAUAUGUGACGUGA